This is a messenger RNA of Propithecus coquereli (Coquerel's sifaka), 1786 nucleotides long. RefSeq names its product serpin peptidase inhibitor, clade G (C1 inhibitor), member 1 (gene SERPING1). Lineage: Eukaryota; Metazoa; Chordata; Mammalia; Primates; Indriidae. The transcript is spliced from 7 exons. Gene Ontology annotation, molecular function: serine-type endopeptidase inhibitor activity. Gene Ontology annotation, biological process: negative regulation of endopeptidase activity. The record is from RefSeq and is a predicted model, not a curated record. Bases 10 to 1527 code for a protein of 505 amino acids.
CUGGCUCUGAUGCUGGCUGGCUCUGCAGGUCCGGCUGACAUCGCCGCCCAGAUGGCCUCGGGGCUGACCCCGCUGACCCUCCUGCUGCUGCUGCUGUUGGCUGGGAAUGGAGCCUCCUCAAAUCCAAAUACUGCCAGCUCCAGCUCCAGGGAUCCAAAGACUCUGCAAGGGGAAAGCGAAGGGAACAUCGUGGAGGGAGAUAGCCCCGAGAUUCCAACCGUUCAGCACGUCGAAGAAUCUUUCACCUUGUUGCCAACAACAAACUCAACAACCAACUCAACAACCAACGCAACCACCGAAGUAACAGCUAGUACCGCUGAAGAACCCACCACCCAACCAACUACCCAGUCCCCGACAGAUCCUGCUACCCAGCCCACUCCUGAGCCCUUCUGCCCAGGGCCUGGCACUCCCUGCUCUGAUCUGGAGAGUCACUCAGCAGAAGCUGUGCUGGGGGAUGCUUUGAUAGAUUUCUCCCUGAAGCUCUACCAUGCCUUCUCAGCAGUGAAGAAGGCUGAGACCAACAUGGCCUUUUCCCCGUUCAGCAUUGCCAGCCUCCUCACCCACGUCCUGCUUGGGGCUGGGAAUGUCACCAGAAGAAACCUGGAGAGCGUCCUCUCCUACCCGGAGGACUUUGCCUGUGUCCACCAGGCGCUGAAGGCCUUCACGUCCAAAGGCGUCACCUCAGUCUCUCAGAUCUUCCACAGCCCAGACCUGGCCAUAAGGGACACCUUUGUGAAUGCCUCUCAGAGCCUGUAUGGCAGCAGCCCCAGAGUCCUGGGCAAUAGCAGUGAUGCCAACUUGGAGCUCAUCAACACCUGGGUGGCUGAGAACACCAACCACAGGAUCAAGCACCUGCUAGACAGCCUGCCUUCUGACACCCGCCUUGUGCUCCUCAAUGCUAUCUAUCUGAGUGCCAAGUGGAAGACAGCAUUUUCUCGCGAUAAAACCAGGGUGGAGCCCUUUUACUUCCGUGACUCUGUUAUAAAAGUGCCCAUGAUGACUAGCAAGAAGUACCCUGUGGCCCAUUUCAUUGACCCAACUUUGAAGGCCAAGGUGGGGCAGCUGCAGCUCUCCCAUAACCUGAGCUUGGUGCUCCUGGUGCCCCAGACCCGGAAACACCGUCUUGAAGAUGUGGAGCAGGCUCUCAGCCCCACUGUCAUCAGGGCCAUCGUGAAGAAGCUAGAGAUGUCCAAAUUCCAUCCCACUCUCCUAAUGAUGCCCCGCAUCAAAGUGAAGACCAGCCAGGACAUGCUGUCAAUCAUGGAGAAACUGGAAUUCUUCGACUUUUCUUAUGACCUUAACCUGUGUGGGCUGACGAAGGACCCGGAUCUUGCAGUUUCUGCGAUGCAGCACGAGACAGUGCUGGAGCUGACAGAGACUGGGGUGGAGGCGGCUGCAGCCUCCGCCAUCUCCGUGGCCCGCACCUUGCGGGUCUUUGACGUGCAACAGCCGUUCCUCUUCCUGCUCUGGGACCAGCAGCACGAGUUCCCUGUGUUCAUGGGGCGGAUAUAUGACCCCAGGGCCUGAGGCCUGCAGGGGCCAGGUUAGGGUGAGCCUCCGCUCUCCCAGCGGCAGCCCUGCUGCUGCCUGCCUGGACUUGCCCCCGGCCACCUCCUGCCUCAAGUGUCCUCUGUCCUCCACCUAAAGGGCUCCCUCAGGGUCUGACAGAGGGACCUGCUUCUAUCAGCCCUUCCGCAGGGCUCUGCCAUGCUCUCCAGGCCACUUUUUGCAGCUUUCUCUGGCUCAAGUUCACCAGACUCUACAAAUAAAACCUGGCAGACCAUGA